AUGGUAGCGUGCUAUGAUGACAGUGUAGAUUGUCAUCGGUUGAAAUUAAAGUGUUAUCCACUGGACGAGUACUGCGAAGGAGAGGGGUCGUCGGAAUUGAAGGCAUUCCAAGAUGCGGCCAGAAAGGUGCUCGAUGUCCUUGAUAGGAAACAACUGUUGGAGGCCAGGGGCCGGCGUCUUAACCUGAUGUUGCGGAAGUAUGGAGGUGAUGAUGCGGUGGUGACUAAUGGGGGCAGCAACCUGAAAGAUUUGUUUGAAAAGUCUAAGGAUGUGGGCAGCCCUUUUUACACUCUAUUGGAGGACGCAGCGGAGGAUGAGGCGAAACUGAAUGUUGCCAGCUCCCUGGUGUUACAGUCCUUGAUGGCAUCCCCCACUGCAGAGAGCCUCUAUGAGGAUGCGACUGCCUUUCUGAGGAAAUUGGGUGGGUCCUUGCCUGCUUGGGUGAUGAUUGACAAGCCCCCUGUGUACCUGCUUGGAGCUGUCCAUUGGUGCCUUCUAGCCGUCGUCACUGGCCAAGUAGACGAGGUAGUGCCACAGACCCAGGAGGUUAUCAUGCCAUGUUUAUUGGCACUUGAGCAUGUGUAUCUUUCUUGGGCUCCCGAAUAUCCAGGAUUAUCUCAAUUCUGUUCGGAGCUUAUACGAUACAUGCUUGUGACCAGAAAAGCCCCUAUGAUUGCGAAAACAAGAUUAGAGUGCUACGAACUACAAAGUCUUGCAUCGGAGGCUGCUAGAGACAUGGCUCUACCCUAUAGGCAUUCUUCAUGUACUCAUGCGGAGGAUGCUAAUAAUGAGUUGGAGUAUAUAGCAGAGUUGAUGUUCCCGCCUUCUGAGAGGAUCGACUGGCUUCAUAAACAGUUCGAAGAGGUCAAUGAGAUUUUAUUGAGCUCGCCAUUGGGAGUUGAAGGUAGAGUAUAUGGCAGUCUUGUGAAUGGCUUCCCGACGGCACAUAGUGAUAUAGAUGUUGCUGUUGAAUUAAGAGAUGAUGUUAAAGAGGAACUACUAUCCAAGCAGCUUGACGCGGAUGGUGAGGAUGGUGGUUGUAGUGAUAAGGAGGAGAACGAGAAUAAUCAAGAAGUAUUGACGGAGAAGGCAAAGGAUCGUAAGGCAACCAUAGCAGCUAUUGAGCUACUAGGGGAAGAGUUUGAUAAACGAGGGUAUGCUGUUAACGAAGUUGUUACGGCUCGUGUACCGAUAUUGUUAUUAGUGAAGGAAGUUACAGGUCCUGAUGGUGAGAAGGAAAAGGUCGAAUUCAAUAUAUCAUUUGAUCACGAGAUAACACUAUAUAAUUCAAGGCUGCUUAGAUGCUAUUCCAUGCUGAGGCCAGAGGUGCGGACGUUGGUAGUCCUAGUGAAGCACUGGGCCAAGACCAGGGAUGUUAAUGAUGCCUGCAAUGGCACCUUAUCUAGUUACAGUUAUGCUCUGCUGGUCAUAUUUUUUCUCCAGCAGAAGGGUAUAUUACCAUCCUUACAGGAUCCUCGCUGCUUUCGUGAUGUCAAGUCAGACUGGAUAGUCGACAGAUACGUCGAUUCACACGAACAUCAUGUAUAUUUUUUCGAUUGGUUGUCGACUGGAGUGACUGACCCUCAGGAAGCCCUCAAUCGAUUUUUCCUCCCCGAAUAUGCUCAAAAAUCCGUGCCUAGCAUUGCAGUGCUGCUAUUCGAGUUCUUCGAAUUUUACGCGGAAGUUUUCCCAAGCUACGAGUCCAUUGUCGACAUCCGAACUAUCGGCCCACCAAUGUCGAAGGAGGAGUACUUCAAGUCAGAGCUGGCCAAGAUUUUGAAGCGAGUAGAGGCCAAGAGUUCUAACUAUGGUGACAGUGAUGGUGACGGACCUCACCCACCCACUAUUGAUGCUGUUAUGAGCCUAAGGCGUCGUCGGACAUGGCUGGCUAUAGCGGAUCCUUUCGAGAAUCUUAGACUCCUCGGUGUUAGUGCCAGGGGCAUGGAGAGGACCAUGUUGGAGAUGAGGGCGGCUUUGGCUCUGCUCAAUCAUCCAGAUCCGAAGGUUGAUUCGAUCGAACGGCUGUUCUCGUCGCAUAAGGUUCGCAGAGGAAUGAGGGAGUUUGGCCAUCCACGGAAGGCCAUUGAUAAGGCCGCCCACAAUUGGGGGACCUAUCACGACAAUAGCGUGGAAGGCAUUAGGACUAGUUACAUUUAUUAUAAUUCUAGCGAGUCUGCCGAAGCAUUCUGCCGCAAUCCCGAGCUUGAUGAUGCCGCUACGUGGGCGGCGGUGAAUAGGGCGUGGACUUGGGCUACUCAUGGGGUCCCAUCGAGCCAUGCUAUGUUGAGGUUUGAUGUAUUCUGCUGUCUUACCAUGCUGGAAGGAGUCAGUGUUACGUCAACAGAGUGCGUAGAAGCAUUGCCGGGCCAUAGACUCGUCCGUUCUAAUGGCCAGGCUGAUGAUGAUGAGUCUGAAGACGAGUCGAAUAUGGAAGUGGUUUGUAAUAUGCCCCAGUUCCAACAGGCUUUGGCCAAUGCUCGCACUAUGCGGCGUAGUACCACUAUCAACGAUCAGCGUCGUUCAAAGCAGUUUACUAAGGAUCAGCGUUAUGCUCCUCAUCGAACGUCUACCAACCAAUUGCCUCCUGCUCCGCAAUCUAGUACCGAUCAACACGGUGCUCCCGACCUUCCCCCCCAUAGUCGGCCCUCGCAUCAGCAACCCGCAGCUCCCCGAGGGACCGGACAUCAUCAACCAAACGCUGACAAACGAGGUCCACAUCAAUCAACCAAUACCAGUCGGGCCUCUGAACCUUCUAAAGGCCAACAAGGUCUUACUAAGUCGUCGAAAGGCGAAGCUGCUACCAAGGCUGCCUCUAACGAUCGUUCAGCUGAAUCGCUGAAGGACCAGGGCCCUGCCCAAACUUCCUCCUCUAAGCCACGUCGGGAUCGCCGAGGGCGGAGAGACAGUUGGAGGGAUACUCAAUGGCUCCCUACACCACCGAAAGGGAGGAGGAGCCGGCAACGACAUAGAGACGACGAUCCGGACUACGAUCGGCCGAAGCCUGUGAAUGGUGAUAAGCAGCAGCUAUACAAGCCAGGGAAGGCUACACCUUAGGUCAAGUUUCUAUGAAGAAGGUGAACGGGUAUAAUGUCUCAAGAGCCUCCGAGGUGGUGGGAUGAUUGAAGAAUAAUAAGGGCCGUUGUCGCACUGCUUGGCAAGUAGGGAAAGGUCCUCGGUUCGAUCCCUGACGAUGUCAUUUUUUCAGUCGAUAAUGUUCGUGUACGGUAGUUGUAUUAGCUUUAGUGAGGCAUCUGUAUCAUUAUUUGGUAAACUACCUCAGUGACAUUGAUAAUAAUUCUCGGUGCAAUGCCCGUUCUGAAGGU
Perkinsus marinus ATCC 50983 is the source of this 3323-nucleotide messenger RNA. RefSeq lists its product as hypothetical. Lineage: Eukaryota; Perkinsozoa; Perkinsida; Perkinsidae. Gene Ontology annotation, molecular function: nucleotidyltransferase activity. The record is from RefSeq and is a predicted model, not a curated record. Gene Ontology annotation, biological process: RNA 3'-end processing. Bases 1 to 3054 code for a protein of 1017 amino acids. The transcript has 23 exons.